Ochlerotatus camptorhynchus is the source of this 1140-nucleotide messenger RNA. Its product is annotated as probable enoyl-CoA hydratase. Bases 64 to 1068 code for a protein of 334 amino acids. NCBI's taxonomy places the organism in Eukaryota, Metazoa, Arthropoda, Insecta, Diptera, Culicidae. The record is from RefSeq and is a predicted model, not a curated record. The transcript has 2 exons.
GACUUUGACCGGCUGAAAUUCGCAAUCAAUUCGUCUCGAUCGUUUAACCCAAGUGCCAUCGAAAUGUGGCCUAUCAUACGAGGUCCUCUGAGCUUUGCCGCUUCACAUUGCCGGACCGGCAUAAUCCGACAGCAGUGUUCCACUAGGGAACCAACCGGAGCUUCGGAAAUACAACAGAAAUCGGACCAAGCGGAUGCCACGAAACUGGAAGAACCAUCUAUCCUGGUGGAAAAAGAAGGUAACGUCACUUUUAUCGGUUUGAACAAACCGCACAAAAGAAAUGCCGUCGAUUCGGAAAUGGGCAGACAACUUACGGCCGCGAUUGAAGCCUUCGAACAGGAUACGACGGCCUCUGUCGGCGUACUCCACGGUAUUGGCGGAUCAUUCUGUUCCGGCUAUGAUCUGUCGGAAUUGGCCAAUUCGGAAGUGAAACCCCAGUCCGUAAUUCUUCAAAGAGGUGGCGUUAUGGGACCAACACGACGGAAUUUCAAAAAACCGAUGAUUUGUGCCAUAUCCGGUUACUGUGUAGCUGGUGGCGUGGAACUGGCGUUGAUGUGUGAUUUACGAGUCAUGGAGGAACUUGCCGUUAUGGGAUUCUACAACAGGAGGUUUGGCGUACCGCUAGUCGAUGGUGGAAGCGUUCGGUUGCCGGCUUUGAUAGGUAUUUCGCGGGCAAUGGAUUUGGUUCUGACGGGAAGGGGUGUACGGGCAAAGGAAGCUUUAGAGAUUGGACUGGUCAACCGGGUUGUCGCCGUGGGAACUGGACUGGGGCAGGCAUACAAUUUGGCGAUGAGCAUUGCCAAGUAUCCUCAGCUCUGCUUGAAUCACGAUAGGAAUUCGAUGUACUAUGCAGCAUUCCAGGCAAAAUCGCUCGAGGAUGCAAUGGAGUUUGAGGUGCUGACGGCGAGUGAGGAGUUGUUGAAGGACGCUGUGUACGGUGCGGAACAGUUCAAGCAGGGUGUGGGAAAGGGAGGAAAAUUUCAUGAUAUCAAGAAGAAACCGCUGCCGGAUUGGGAGAAGGAGGAAAUUGCAAAUGAAGCCAACGAAACGCCAAAGUCGAAAAUGUGAGCUUGAUGCCAUAUGCUUCGUGAGUGAGUAUGGAAUGUGAUUGAAAUAUACAUUUUAUUAGACUGUUGAUUU